AUGGGCAGGCACACACGCAGGAACACAUGCACGCCUAUAGGAACUUACACGUGCACACAAGCCUAUGUGCACGCCUACAUGCAUGCACACAUGCACACGCACAUAGAUGUACACGUGCACGUGCAAAAAUGCAUGCGUGCAAGCAGGCACAUACACACAGGCAUCUGGUGGCUGCUGGUGGGGCUCUGUGUCCUCGUCCCCCCCCCAACCUCCCAGGGGGGACCCGAGGAGGUGACACCCAGCGUCAGGACGGAGGAGUUGGGGCACCAGGAUGGGGACCCCCCCCCGGACCCCCAGCGCUGCGGCAUCACCUUCCACACCCCCAGCCCCUGCAGCCCCCGCGGGCUGCCCUCCUCCUCCUCCUCUGCCUCUCGCCGUGAGCUGGAUCAUCUCAAGAACCUCUUGCAGGACACCAAGGCCAGCCUGAGGGAGGUGGAGGAGGCGGCCACCCAAGAGGACAACGGGACCCGCUACCAGGACAUCAUCACCGAGGCGCUGCCCGCCAUCCGCGGGGCCAACCUGGAAUUCCAGGAGAGCCUGGACAACGUCCGCAGGGAGCUGGAGGCUCACGUGGCCAAGGUGGACCACCCGCGGACGGCCGAGAAGAAGGAGAAGCUGUGGAAGGGGGUUCGCGUGGUGGCCCACAUGCUACGUCUCACCAGCCACCUGGCCCAGACCCUGGAUGCCACCUCCCACCGCCUCCACGCGGAGCUGAGCCAGCGCCUGCAGAGCUCGGCCACCCGGGUCACCGCUGCCACCGCCCAGCCCUAGGACAGCGGGGACAGGCCCCACUGCCACCCCACGCCUGGCCCCGCUUGCUGGUAGGACCCCAACACACCUCCUCAUCCUGGCUUUUGGGGGGUCCCGGCUCCUCUACCUGAUGCCCAGGGUUGAGACUUAGACCAUAUGGGGGGGGACAACAAGACUUGGGCUGGGGCUGGAGCUGGCAGUGCCAUGGGGGGACGGGAGGGUGAUGGCAUCGAACACGUCAUGCCAUCGAACAUGUGAUGCCAUCGAACAUGUGAUGCCAUCGAACAUGUCAUGCCAUGUCAUGCCAUCGCACGUGCAAUGCCAUCACACACACGAUGCCAUCGCACAGGUGGUGCCAUGGAACACGUGAUGCCAUCGCACGUGUGAUAGUGUCACACACAUGAUGCCAUUCCAGAUGUGAUGCCAUCACACACACAAUGUCACUGCACAAGUAAUGCCAUUGCACACAUGAUGCCAUCACACAUGCAAUUCCAUCAUGCACACGAUGCCAUCACACACGUGAUGCCAUUGCACAUGUGAUGCCAUCACACGCAAGAUGCCAUCACACAUGCAAUUCCAUUGCGCGUGCGAUACCAUUGCACACACAAUGCCAUUGCACGUGAUGCCAUUGCACACGUGAUACCAUCAUGGAGACAAUGCCCUCGCACACACAUGAUGCCGUUACACACGCAAUGCCCACCCACACGCGUGAUGUGCCAUUGCACAUGCAAAGCCAUUGCACCUGUGAUGCCAUUGCACACGUGAUGCUGUCAUACACAUGAUGCCACCACGUGCACUAUGCCAUUGCACAUGUGAUGCCAUCACACACACGAUGCCAUCACGCACACGAUGCCAUCACACAUGCAAUACCAUCAUGCACAUGAUGACAUUACACAUGUGAUACCAUCACACACGUGAUGCCAUCGCACACACAAUGCUGUCGCACACGCGAUACCAUUGCCCAUGCGAAGCCAUUGCUCAUGUGAUGCCAUCACACACAUGAUGCCACCACAUGCACUAUGCCAUUGCACACACGAUGCCAUCACACACGUGAUGCCAUUACACAUGAUGCCAUCACACGUGACGCCAUCACACACACAUGAUGCCAUCACCCACACGAUGCCCAUAACCCCAGGCAGUGCUCUAUACCCUAACCCCACAGCUCUACCAUCACACAGCAGCCCCUGGUGCCACCGCUUGUGCCCAGCCCCGUGCCCGGGGGGGUGCCCCAUCCUUCCCACCCCCAGCACCCCCCUGCACCCCUUCCCUCCUCCCGGGAAGAGCUUUUUUUCCCGGGGGGGCUCCCUUUUUCCGCCGCUAACCCCGAGUGCCGACAGCUUUGCCGCCCCCGAAGGGAUGAACUGGGCUCCUGGGGCUCCCCUGAGGGUUUCAAAAAUGAACCCCCAACAAACGAACCCCGGCCCCAUCCCGCCGGGGGGGCCAGCACCAUCACCACCCAGCCCCCCCUUCAUCCUUCACCCUUGGGAGCACCUUGUCCGGGCUUGGAAGAGCCCUUUUUGCCCCAUCCUGGGGUGGUAAAAGCAGAGGCUGGGUCUGGAGUUUGGGUCCCCUCCCCAGGGUGGGCAGGGUGGAGGGGCUGGGGGUGCCCGGGGGCAAACAAACCCCCCCAGUGACAAUAAAUCAAAGCUGGUGACUCCAGAGCUCCCAACCACAGCGAGGUCUGGGGAGGGAAAACCAACUGGAAGCUGGAAUUCCUUGUGGGGCUGGAAGCCCAGCGGUCCUCCCCUGGGAUUUUGGGGGGACACUGGCUGGAGGGAAUGGCCAGGGGCACCCCCGU
Molecule: messenger RNA, 2548 nt
Organism: Calidris pugnax (ruff)
Lineage: Eukaryota; Metazoa; Chordata; Aves; Charadriiformes; Scolopacidae
Exons: 3
Coding region: 1-771 (256 amino acids)
Source: RefSeq, a predicted model, not a curated record